Branchiostoma belcheri (Belcher's lancelet) is the source of this 1720-nucleotide messenger RNA. RefSeq names its product chymotrypsin-like elastase family member 2A. Gene Ontology annotation, biological process: proteolysis. The record is from RefSeq and is a predicted model, not a curated record. The transcript is spliced from 8 exons. Gene Ontology annotation, molecular function: serine-type endopeptidase activity; chitin binding. Gene Ontology annotation, cellular component: extracellular region. NCBI's taxonomy places the organism in Eukaryota, Metazoa, Chordata, Leptocardii, Amphioxiformes, Branchiostomatidae. The coding region runs from base 151 to 1380 and encodes 409 amino acids.
UUGCCAGGAUAGCGUCAGAACUGACGUGUUGUGCUGCUGCUAGACUUAGCUGUUUUUUUCCUAAUUCCUUUUGUCUCAAACCUACCGUUGUAGCCACUGAAUACUGUUGUAGAUCAGUAGGAUAAAUAUCUUCUAUGCAGGCGAACCUCGAUGGAGAAAAAUGCCAUGUGGAUUUUGCUAGUGAUUGCUGUGUUUCUGCUAACAUGCACAGGGGGACACGCGAAAGCGAUAACACAGGAAGUAAGUGGCGCCCCUCCGCGGUUCCUGAGUGAACUGUACCAUCUGAUGCAGUCACAUGAGAGCAGCAGUGAGGACAGCAGCGAAUGUACAGGAGCGUUUGACUGCCAGUCUGCCGGGCCGGGGUUCCACCGCGACCCACAUGACUGCUCGGCGUUCUUCAUGUGCGUGCACGGCCGCCCGGCGUGCCACAAGACCUGCCCCUGGGGACUCCGCUUCGACACCAGGUACAACAUCUGCAACUGGCCCUGGGCGAUCCACACGCCGUGCGGACAACAAGAAGCCCCGACGUGCGGCACGCCUGUUCUGCGGUCUGUCCUGAGCCGCGCGACGCAGCCCGCCCGGCCGAGGAUCGUGGGAGGGCACGAGGCUGUGCCUGGCAGCUGGCCAUGGAUGGUCAGCAUUCAGCUGUUAAUGUUUGGGAACAGCCACCUCUGCGGAGGGACCCUCAUCUCCGACCGCUGGAUCCUGUCUGCUGCUCACUGCUUCUUCAGAAAUCCUGACCCCGCGGUUUAUGAUGUGGUGCUGGGAAAACACUCCAUCAAAACGGAAGAAGCCCACGAACAGAGGCUUGAAAUAGCUGAAGUCAUUCUUCACGAAGAGUUCGACCAAGACAGAAAAAAGAACGACAUCGCCCUGCUGCGUCUGGCCGAGCCGGCCCGGCUGAAUCAGCGCGUGUCGCCCGCGUGUCUGCCGGAGGCUGGCGUCAGCGUCGGGUCCGGAUCGACCUGCGUCGUCACAGGCUGGGGGGACACGCAGGAUCCGGAGACAGAUUAUGACGUAUUGGCCCUGCUAUCGGACGUGCUUCUGGAGGCGGAAGUACCCAUCGUGUCCUCCUGGACAUGUAGACAUCAACUUCCGGGUUAUGAGGUGGACUGGACCUCCCAGGUGUGCGCAGGAUACACGGAGGGCGGAGUGGACGCCUGCCAGGGCGAUUCUGGAGGCCCGCUGAUGUGCGAGUCACGUGACGGGCACUGGUUCGUCUACGGCAUCACCAGCUACGGGGAGGGUUGUGCGCAGCCGCGAACUCCGGCCGUCUACACCCGGGUUCCCGCCAUGGUCGACUGGAUCCGCGCGCACACCGGCGACAACAGCGCCACCUAUAUCCCACGGGUGGUACCGCAGGAAGCCAACACUGUGUAGUCGUUAUAUAUUGAUGUAACGAAGGUACCAACUAACAAACAAGCGAAUGUGAAAUGUUUGUGCUUCUUGGUCUACUGGAAUAUUUCUGUAAACGUCAUUGUAUGAUGAAUCCAGACGAAAAUCUUACUUAAUGUAAUAAAAAGGAGGACUUUGACUCAGAAUCUUUAAACAAAGUAAUUUCAUUUAAGCACCAAAUUUCGUGACUUAACUAGCACUUGCUGUAGAAUCGCUACAAUGUGCCUUGAUGACAAGAGCAACAUAGUCGCAAAAGGUAGAAAAAUCGUGAUUUGUGUGAAAAUUUCCAAAGGAAAAGAAAAUGUGAAGAAAUGAAGAGCCUAUU